UCAAGACGAGCUUUUUGUCGAAGCGAAAGUAACGGUUUGCAGUCCGGUGAAUGUGAGCCAGGCAAAUAAAAUCGAUUGAAUUGAAUUUAAAAUGCCAAUUAUGAUGCUUGCUUGGAUCGCAGUGCUGCUGGCUGGACUGCCAGGAUUAAGGAUCUGCCGGGCGGAGGAUCUGCUGGAGCUGUCCUGCAGCUCGGACGCACAGUGCGCGCAAUUCGAGCGUGGUCGGUGCCUGGACAUGGUCUGCACCUGCACGGCACGUGGCGCCGGCGAAAGGGUGACCUGUGCGCCGUUGGAGAAGAAGCUGACCAACAUCAUUGGUGGACCCUGUCCAUGUCCCAUGCCCCAUGCCGACUGUCAUCCGCGGUGGGAUCAGUGCCUCUGCUCCGCCGGCCAUGUGCCCAGUGGCGAUCGGCGUCGCUGUCUGCCGGAGGCAGUUGCUCCGGGCGGCGAAUGCGAGUUCCAUCGGCAGUGCCAGCUGGCGGAUCGGUUCAGCUCGUGCUCUGGGGGCCAGUGCAUCUGCACUGCCCAAUUCGAGCUCCACGAGGGACGCUGCCUGGCCGUGCUGCAAUCCAUCUGCGGCGUGGACAAGGAUUGUGGGAGCUGUGGCGCCUCCCUUUGCCUGACCAAAGUGAAGAAGUGCGGCUGUGCCGCGGGCUACGUUCACAACCACAACAUGACCAAGUGCGUCACGGGAUCCGGCUACGGGGCCAGCUGCGAGCACAGUGCCCAGUGCAAGGUUAAGCUUGGGGGCGAUGGCAAGUGCCUGGAUCACCUAUGCGGCUGUCGGCCAUCGCACUACCCCAGAAGGGUAGCCAACGCGGUGGCCAAGGAGUGGGAGCCGGAGGAGGAGGACCAACGGGAGCGGAUCACCUGCGAACCCAUUGUGCCCUUCGGAGCACUCUGCCUGCACGAUGACCAGUGCCGGAUGCAGUCCCUCCUGGUGGAGACCAAUGGAACAGUGCCAGCACCCAUGGUCUGCAAGUGGGGCGAGUGCUCCUGCAGUGAAAACCAUCGACUGGAGGACAACAAGUGCAUCCGUGUGGAAAGUGGAGCCUCACGCAUGCAGCAUCACCCACGAGCUUUCCUUCUCCUCGCUUUGCUCCAGUUUACAAUGAUUCUUUAUUAUGGUGUAUAGUAAAACAAAAAAUAGUUAUUGUUAAACUUAUGUAUGAAUAGAAAGAAUGAACAGUUGUAGAACAAA
Molecule: messenger RNA, 1201 nt
Organism: Drosophila elegans
Lineage: Eukaryota; Metazoa; Arthropoda; Insecta; Diptera; Drosophilidae
Product: multiple epidermal growth factor-like domains protein 6
Exons: 2
Coding region: 92-1135 (347 amino acids)
Source: RefSeq, a predicted model, not a curated record